This is a messenger RNA of Camponotus floridanus (Florida carpenter ant), 749 nucleotides long. RefSeq names its product migration and invasion enhancer 1. The record is from RefSeq and is a predicted model, not a curated record. The transcript has 3 exons. Lineage: Eukaryota; Metazoa; Arthropoda; Insecta; Hymenoptera; Formicidae. The coding region runs from base 120 to 422 and encodes 100 amino acids.
CGUCUAUGUAUUUUAUAUGUUAUGAUUUUUAGUGCUCACAAAUAAAUUAAUCAAACGAAAAGAUAGUUAAUAUGCGUAUGAUUAAGAGUACGAUUUUAUAUGACAUAAAAUAAAGUAAGAUGACAGAAGAAACGGACAUAAAAGUUGACGUUGAAUAUUGUGGCUCAUGUGGACAUAAAAGACAAUUUCUUCAGCUAGCAGAUGAAAUUAAAAAAAAUGUCCCCAAUGCCACUGUGGCCGGUGCAGCAGGAAGGCAAGCAUCUUUUGAAGUGCAAGUCAAUGAUGAGCUAGUAUAUUCAAAGCUUCAAACGCUAGCCUUUCCUGAUUUUGCUGCAGUAGCAGAUAUGAUCAAAGAUGUAUCUAUAGGUAAACCAGUGAGAAAAAUUGACCAACAACAGGCUGUAGAAUGUGUAUUAUCAUGAAUACAUUUGUAAUAAGUAUACACUGCAAAUAUUUUUAUCACAAAUUUGAUAUAUAAAAUAAGUUUAUUUUACAAUAUUUUAUAUACAAAACUUAAUUAUUUAUUAUAAAUAAUUUACUGAAUACUGUUUGAUAGAACACAUUUAAAGAUUCUUCUUGUUGCAUUUCAAUGUGUGUAUAAAGUUUAAAUAUAUAGUUAAUCAUUUAGAAAUUACUUCAUAUAAUUCAUUUCGUAUAAUAUAUUUAGGAAUACCAAAUUUGAUCACCAAUUUUAAGCACAUCUUGUGUAUUUUCCAAUCGGGUUAAAUAAAUCCCAAAUCUCAGCUUUC